Messenger RNA from Camelina sativa (false flax), 1503 nucleotides. Lineage: Eukaryota; Viridiplantae; Streptophyta; Magnoliopsida; Brassicales; Brassicaceae. The record is from RefSeq and is a predicted model, not a curated record.
AUUGAAAUAAUUAAACAAGUGGUUCCAUGUUUUCAGAAACCAAAUCUUAACAAUUUUGAUUCAUCAUGAUGCCAAAUCAUCUUCCUUAUAAAUUACAUAAUCGGAUUUUAUGGUUUCGCUUACCUCUCUUGCAAUGGCUUUUGGAUUCUGAAUUUUCGAAAUUCUCAGUCGCCUUUUACGUUUGGUAGUGAAAAUUUUAAGCUGAUUAAAUCAAUCAAGAAGAGGAAUGGAUCAGACAACUGCUGUUAUGAAAGAUGCAUUAGAUCGAGUUACUAAGAAACAGAAGCUGCAUCACUCUGUUUCUCUUGAUGUUAUCGAUCUUGUUUGUGAUACAAUCCAAGAUACGUUGAGUCGAAUCCAAUUAGGUAACAACGAUGGAGUGGAACCUGAAUCUGUUCUCGCCGAGUUGAGGCAAAAGCUUGAUGCUCUUCUCCCUACUAUCCAGCUUAAGAGAUCACAAAAGGAAACAAAACUGGGUCUUGACAAGUUGGUGAAAACUUUUGAGAGUUUUUACCAUCGUGACAUAUCUCUAGCCUGCAGAAACAUUGGUUUCGAUAUCCGUUUAGUGAAUAAGAUACUUAUCCAGCAUUGUUACAGAGAAGGGUUGUUCGAGGUUGGUGACUGUUUGGUUAAGGAGGCUGGUGAAGAGGAAGAAACUGAGGUUAGAUCUCAGUCAGUUGAAAUCAAGCAAAUCAUUGAGUCAAUGAAGCUUAGAAACAUUGAGCCAGCAAUGAGAUGGGUCUCUGCCAACCGAGGAAAGCUCAAGGAAAAGAGUUCAGAGAUGGAGUUUAAACUUGUAAGUUUGAAGUACUGUAAUAUGUUGAGAGAAGGGAACCGUGAUGACGCUAUGAAGUAUGCAAGAACCCAUUUAACGAGAUACUGUUCAGGCCACCUACGAGAGAUACAAAAGCUUGUGACUUGUCAGAUAUGGAUUGGAAAACUUGACAAGUGUCCUUAUGCGGAGAUGGUUUCUCCAUCAUGUUGGGACAAGAUAACCAAAGAGCUCAUCAGGGAAUAUUACCAUCUCCUUGAUCAGCCGUCGAGAUCCCCGUUGACUGUGGCUUUAUCAGCGGGUUUAGAGAGCUUACCGACACUUUUAAAACUGGUUGACGUAAUGGCGCCUUUGAAGAAAGAAGAAUGGGAAGAGAUGAAACAGGUCCCGGUUCCUCUGGAGUUGGGGAAUGAGUUACAGUUUCACUCGGUUUUCGUUUGUCCAGUGAGUAGAGAUGAGAGCUGCAGCAAAGAGAACCCGCCAAUGAUGAUGAUGCCUUGCCGUCAUGUUAUUAGCAUGCAGUCAGUGAUUAGACUGAGCAAGAACUGUGCUUCCCGCAGAUUCAAAUGCCCUUAUUGUUCUGCACAGACCUCAUCCCCAGCAUGCAGACAGUUAUUCUUUUGAUAAAGAUUUUGGUCAUUUUGCUCGGAUUCAUGACUUGUUUCAUUCUUCAGCUCAAUAAAUUAUUAGAUGUGAAUAAAUAAAUAAAAAAAAUUCCAAUUGUUCCUUCA